Molecule: messenger RNA, 1176 nt
Organism: Cucumis melo (muskmelon)
Lineage: Eukaryota; Viridiplantae; Streptophyta; Magnoliopsida; Cucurbitales; Cucurbitaceae
Product: universal stress protein PHOS34
Exons: 4
Coding region: 498-986 (162 amino acids)
Source: RefSeq, a predicted model, not a curated record
AAUUACGUUUUUUGAGUCGUUAAAAAAUCAAUCCUUUUAAGUUAUAUGUGGUGAGGAGUGUAAGAUUUUUCCAAACGUGGAAUGAAACGAUAGAGACCAUUAAAAUUUUGUGUAAACUAUUUUUAAAGAUUUUCUCUUUUUUUUUUUUUUUUUUUUGAAAGUUUAAAUUGAUUUAUUUUUAAAAUUAUGAGAAUUACAAUUGAUAAAAUGAUCAAAUAGUUUGUUUUUAAAAUGGUAAUUUUGCUAAUCUUUUUCUAACAAGAAAACGAGAUAUUAUCUCCAUUGCUUCGAUGAUGUUUAAUUAUUCAUUUAUUCCCAACGUCACAUUCCAUAUUCCAUGUGUGGAGUUCACCUCUCCAUUUGGUGGCUGAGCUGGCAAAGUUAUUGCCACGUGGAAAUUAACAAACCGGUUACAAAUACGCGCCGUCGUCUUCCUUUUCUCAACAAAAUUUGUCCAUCUCUGACGCAGACCCAAAAUUCUUGAAGCUUUCCUUUCAAUGGCGACAGGAGAAAAGCAAGUUAUGGUUGUCGGAAUUGACGACAGUGCGCACAGCCUCUACGCUCUCGAGUGGACGUUAGACCAUCUCCUCGUUCCAAUCUCUCCGGUUAACUCCCCAUUCAAGCUCAUCGUUGUUCACGCCAAACCUUCCGCUUCCUCCGCCAUCAGUCUCGCCGGACCUGGAGCCGCUGAGGUUUUGCCCUAUGUGGAUUCCGAUUUGAAGAAGAUUGCUGCGCGAGUUAUCGAAAAAGCGAAGGAGAUUUGCCUCGCUAGAUCGGUGCAUGAUGUUGUGUUGGAGGUGAUAGAAGGAGAUGCCAGGAACGUACUUUGUGAGGCCGUAGAAAAGCACCACGCUUCUGUGCUGGUUGUUGGGAGCCAUGGCUAUGGAGCUAUAAAGAGGGCUGUUUUAGGGAGUGUUAGUGAUUAUUGUGCUCAUCAUGCUCACUGCACCGUGAUGAUUGUAAAGAAGCCCAAAACCAAGCACUAGAUCUCAUUUGCAUUUUGGUCCUUUUGUCGAGAGUGAUAACUAAAGGGAUCCCAAAUGAUAUAGUAAUUUGGAGAAUCCUACAGAUUUGUAUAAUCAUCAAAUAAAAUUAAAACAGUGAAGGGGUGUUGUAUUUGAUACGAAUUGUGAAUCCCAAAGCUCUGUAAUAAUAAAGCUUCCUUUAUUUGUGUGA